AUGACUAGUACCGCCACCCAUGACAUUGCCAGCAUCAUACCGCAACCACGACACCGCCAACCUCCGCAAAGCCCAAACAAGCACCACCGCGCACCACCGCGCACCACCAGAAACCACCACAACCUCUGUGGACCCAAAUCCACACUCAGCCCAAACAAGCACCAUCAACCUCCGCAAAGAUCCAAACUCCACGCAUACCACCAACCACACAAUCGCGCUCCAUUGUCUGCGCACACCACCAACCACCACCGCACCCCCAGGAACCCAGAUUUGCACCCACCACCCAAACCAAAUCCACCAACCUCCGCACGCAACCUAAACCACAAGUCCAGAUAUGAUGCAUCCACCCCCUAA
This is a messenger RNA of Glycine soja, 354 nucleotides long. Its product is annotated as early nodulin-75-like. Bases 1 to 354 code for a protein of 117 amino acids. NCBI's taxonomy places the organism in Eukaryota, Viridiplantae, Streptophyta, Magnoliopsida, Fabales, Fabaceae. The transcript has a single exon. The record is from RefSeq and is a predicted model, not a curated record.